This is a messenger RNA of Caenorhabditis remanei, 1056 nucleotides long. RefSeq lists its product as uncharacterized. The record is from RefSeq and is a predicted model, not a curated record. The coding region runs from base 1 to 1056 and encodes 351 amino acids. The transcript has 4 exons. Lineage: Eukaryota; Metazoa; Nematoda; Chromadorea; Rhabditida; Rhabditidae.
AUGGAAAACCAAGAAGUUUUGAGAAGUAAGCCACUUUCCUAUGAAGCGUCGAAGGCAGUUCUGAAAUCUUUGAGUCUGGAAACUAGAGAAACCAUCAACAGACAGAUUCCUGCACUUCGCGGUGUCAACUCCCGAUUACCAUAUAUUCUGGAAAAUUUAAUCAUAGAAAAUCGAGGUUUUGAAACCAACGGAAGACGUUGGGUCAUAGAACUAACCUGGGACCAAAGUAAUCCAUUAAGCCACGUUGUGGAAUCAAGAAUAAGAGUAGUGACCAUUUACGACUAUAAUUCACAUAAAAAAGCGGCAUAUCGUGUGAACAAAUCCGAUGAAGAGAUUUGGUACCAACUGUUCGAUGAGUACAUAAGGAAUGGAACGGUUGUCAGAGGAUCACUCUGUUUUCGUGGGAUUCCCGAAUUUUUGAAAAGAAGAAGAGAAAAUGAAGUGGAGUUGAGGAUGAAAGUAACAAAUUUGGGGUUGGAUAUUCAUGAAACAGAGGAUUAUGAUCAUUCUGUUCGGUUUAUUGAUUUGGAUGUGUUGGAAAAUGUCGAGGUUCUUGUUGGGAAGAAUACGCUGGCAAUUCUUGAUAAGUCAGAUAUCAAAACCUGCAAGAGCCUCACAGUUAUUGUAACACAUGGUCCUGACUUCCCAUCAGUCGACCAGCUUAGACGUCUCCGGAAUCAACACCUUUAUUUGAAAUUUUACGGCUUCAAACUUCAUAAUCUACAUCUGUUUGUGAAGGACUGGAUUACCACUGGCCGUGAUAUUGGGACACGCUUCAGUUGGGGGCCGCGUCCAUCCGAGGACGUUCAACCCAUUAUGGAGCAUCUCAAGACGCAUUCUGGUGCUGUGAAAGCGGGGUCAAAUCUUGCCUUUUACUUCUCUGACAAAGCAAAACAUGACAUUGGUAUAACUCUCAAAAUGGGAGAGGAUCGGGAGCUUGUGAUGUUUUGUAAAAAGAUCCGGUCGGAGAGCUUCUCUUAUUGUCAUUGGUCGUUUGAAAUGGAGGUUGUAGCGAGCACCAAUGCAACUGGUACCGUGUCAACUCCCGGUGUCUGA